Neltuma alba is the source of this 2205-nucleotide messenger RNA. Its product is annotated as putative disease resistance RPP13-like protein 1. The transcript has a single exon. NCBI's taxonomy places the organism in Eukaryota, Viridiplantae, Streptophyta, Magnoliopsida, Fabales, Fabaceae. The record is from RefSeq and is a predicted model, not a curated record. Gene Ontology annotation, molecular function: ADP binding. The coding region runs from base 1 to 1905 and encodes 634 amino acids.
AUGGAGUUCGUUACCAAGGUGGGGGAAGCACUUCUCUCUGCUUCUGUGCAGAUCUUACUCGACCGGAUCUCCUCAAGGGAGUUUCGAGAUUUCAUGAAAAAUAGAAAGCUCAAUGUCUCUCUCUUGGAUGAGCUGAAGAUUACUCUGUUGAUGCUUGGUGCUGUCCUUAAUGAUGCAGAGGAGAAACAGAUCACCUGCCCUCCAGUUAAGGAAUGGCUUGAAGAGUUGAAAGACGCUAUCUACGAUGCAGAGGAUUUGCUAGAUGAGAUCAACACUGAGUCUCUGAGAUGCAAGGUGGAGCAAGAUUCACAACAUGUGGCUGACAAGGUGCGAUCCUUCUUUUCUUCUUCUUUUAGUGAAUUUUACUGGGGGCUAAACUCCAAGCUAGAAGCAACAUCUCGAAGGCUUGAACACUUUGCCAAACAGAAGGAUAUCCUUGGUUUGCAAAGUGUUAGCUUCAGAGCGCAUAAAACACCCACAACAUCAGUGGUAAAUGAAUCUGUUGUAGUUGGCAGAGAGGAUGAGAAGGAGAAACUAUUGAAAAUGCUUCUGUGUGAUGAAGAUCCAACGGGUAAUGCUAUAGGAGUGAUCACUAUAUGGGGUAUGGGUGGCCUAGGUAAAACUACCCUUGCUCAACUACUUUAUAAUGACAACAAGGUGCAAGAGCAUUUUGAUUUGAAGGCUUGGGCUUAUGUUUCAGAUGAUUUUAGUGUUCUUAAGGUGACCAAGAACCUUGUUGAGUCGAUCACUUCAAAAGUCUGCGAUGGUAAAAAUCUAGACUUUCUUCGUGUUGAGUUGAAAAAUAGCGUGAAGAAUAAAAAGUUUUUGAUUGUGUUAGAUGACCUUUGGAAUGAAAAAUACAGUGAUUGGGAUGAUCUCAUAACUCCUUUUCAUAGUGGGAAACGGGGAAGCAGAAUCAUUGUAACAACUCGCCAACCAAGGGUUGCUGAAAUCACACAUACAUUUCCCAUACUUAAAUUGAACCAUCUUUUAGAUGAUAAUUGUUGGUCUUUACUCUCUAAACAUGCAUUUGCAAAUGUAGAUCCAAACAAAUAUCCAGAGCUAGAAGCAAUUGGAAGGCAAAUUGUGAGAAAAUGUGGUGGCCUACCGAUUGCUGCCAAAACAAUAGGAGGUCUUUUGCGUUCAAAAGUGGAUACAAGGGAAUGGAAUAAAAUUCUCAAUAGCAAUCAGUGGAACAUACCAGAUGAUGAUGUUAUGCCUGCUUUGCGUUUGAGUUAUCUAUAUCUUCCAUCACAUUUGAAGAAAUGUUUUGCUUAUUGCUCAAUUUUCCCAAAGGAUCUUGUGCUAGAGAAAAAGAAAUUGGUCUUGUUAUGGAUGGCUGAAGGCAUUGUGCAACAACAAUCUCAUGGGGAGAAGACAUUUGAGAUUGAAGCAGAAAACUAUUUCAAUGAAUUGCUAUCUAGGUCAUUCUUCCAACAGUAUGGUGGUAACCCAAAAAAGUUUGUCAUGCAUGAUCUCAUAAAUGAUUUGGCAAAAUUUGUAUCCGGCAAGAGCUAUGCUCAAUUUGAGGAAAAUGAAGUCUCAAAAUCUAUACGACAUUUAUCAUUUUCCUUGAAAAAAUAUAGUCGCUCUAAAGAAUGUGAGAGCUUUUGCCGUACAAAUAGUUUGAGAACUCUUUUGUCGCAAAAUGAAUUCAAAGAUUGGUCAGCAACAUGUGUUUUGACUAGAAAAGUGCUCCAUGAUUUGUUGACAAAACUAAAAUGUCUAAGAGUAUUGUCCUUGCCAAGAUAUGAAAACAUUGUUGAGGUACCAAUUUCAAUUGGUAAUUUGCAGCUUUUGCGGUAUCUCAACUUUUCCUACACUUCAAUUAGAAGGUUGCCUGAUGUAGCCUUUACUCUUUACAAUUUGCAAACAUUGCUUUUAUCAAAUUGUGUGUUUUAUUGAAUUAUCAGAAAAGAUAGAAAAGCUGAUUAAUUUACGUCAUUUGGACGUUAGCAAAACUGCUUUGAAGGAGAUGCCCACACAAGUUACAAAACUACAAAAUCUUCAAAGUUUGAGUACCUUUAUUGUGGGCAAACAGCCGAAUGGAUUGCAAAUUAAAGAGUUGAAAGGGCUCCCUUGUCUACAAGGUAAACUUUCCAUUUUGAAUCUACAAAAUAUUGUUGAUUCUAGGGAUGCUCUAGAGGCAAACUUGAAGAAUAGAGAAAAAAUUGAGGAGUUAGUGUUAGAAUGGAAUUGUGAUGU